AUGAAGACUUUUACUGUUGCCAUUACUUCUUUCCUGGCAGUUGCCGGCCUUGUCACAGCAAUCCCUAUGCCUCAGGGCAUGUAUCCCUUGAAGCUGCUCUCCUACGUCGGCUUAGUGGGUCAGGCUACCACAAGUCUUAAUCAAGGGCUUAGCCAAGCCGGACCUGUUGCUGCAGCUAAUGCUGGACAAUCUAUGGCUGAUCCGGGGAACGCAGCUGAGACGGCAGCGAAUGUGCUUGCUGGAGCUGGUAAUACCUUCAACGAAUCUCCAGGCGCUGCCCCUGCUCAAAACAAUGCGCCGCAGUUACAAAGCACAGUAAAUGCAGCGGGGGGAACUAUCGGGACUCUAGUCGGAAGCAUAAGGAAGUAA
Molecule: messenger RNA, 369 nt
Organism: Aspergillus neoniger CBS 115656
Lineage: Eukaryota; Fungi; Ascomycota; Eurotiomycetes; Eurotiales; Aspergillaceae
Exons: 4
Coding region: 1-369 (122 amino acids)
Source: RefSeq, a predicted model, not a curated record